AUGUCUGCGUCGUCACGUCGCGAUGCGACGACCGAGAGGCUCAUCGCGUCGACGACGUCGAAGCUUUCGUCGAACAUUUCUCAAAUUCGCAAGAGAGCGCUCAGACAGCUCUGCGUCGCCUCCGUCGCCGGCGCGUGCGAUCGGUCCACCGUAGCGCGCUCGCCGGAGCUCUUACGAGCGUUGCUAUCGAUGUACGACGCUCAAGACGCGUACACGGAGCUGGAUGGUCGAGCGGCGGGCGACGCGGAGGAAAAGGCGAGCGAGACGUGGUCGCCGGCGACGUAUUUGACGUGGUUGUGCGAGCGCGAACGCGUCGCCGCGGCGUGGUUGGAAGAGUUCGGCGCUCGUGAAUACAUGGAUGCAAUAUCGGACGUGCGACGCGAUCCCGAGCUCGAUCGGGGUUUCAGGCGGUUGACGCGGGCGCUGGAUGACGCGAGAGCUGAGGCGAGGGCGAGCGAAGAGGCAACAAAGGAGGAUUUUGAAUCUUUCGCCUUCGACGCCGAGCGCGAGGGAUUAAUCAGACGCGUAAGGGAGCGAAGCCACGACGAGGCGACGACAUCCGGGAGCGCGAGCGAUCGUGGCGAUUCCAGGGCCUCGUUCGCCGCGGGCGCGAGAGGCGUGUUGAGCGCGAGAGGCGACGGCGGAUUCGAACUUCCCAGAGUCGACGUCAGUGAGGAGGACGCACAGUAUCUGUACGCGUUGACGCAACAUCUCGAUACGUGUGGGCACCAUGCCCUCGCACUUGGUGGGUUGCGCGAGCUCAGGCGUGCAGUUAUGGAUUUGCCGGUAGAGGCGGUGACGCGUCUGGCGCCUCGGGCGCUCGAGCGCGCGUGCGAGUUACUUUCGGCGACGAAUCCAAAGUUAUCGACGCCGGAGACGCGACGAGAGGCACUGUUACUGAUUCAACAGUGCGUGUCGGCGAUGCACAGGGAAGUCAUGGACUGCACUCGCGAUUGUCUGUCGGCGUCCGCGGACGGACGAACGUCGAAGGCUCGUGCGCCGUCGCCGGACUCCACCAUCGCUCGGAUUUUUCCACCCACCGGGGUCGUUCAAUCGACGAGGACGCUUCCCAUCGCGCAUGUGUUCGCAACACACGUCAUCCCGGCGGUAUGCGAGCCAUCGCUCCGCGCGAGUGCCGUUCGAACCGUCCGAUUGCUCCUGCCGCUGCUUCAAGUUGCGCCAGAGAAUGUUGACGCGCAACCGCACGCAGGCGCUUUGCUGCGAUUGGGUCAGUACCUCGACCUCUGGGAAUCCUCUCUAGCGGUGCUGGAGUUCGAGUCCGGUGCCGCGAGUGAGUAUUUGACGUGCGUGCAGCUUAGCGCCGAGCUCGCGGCGUGGGCAGGCGGGGCACCAGAGAAGGGUGUCGGAUCGGCGAACAAGAGUCUCGCCAAGCGCUGGUACGUUAUUUGCAUCGACGAAGUGAUCGCCGCGGCGGAUCCGCUCGCUCGACAUUAUUGUACACGUGCACUGAUUCAAGUACAUCCGUCGCUCCCGCUCGAGCUUUCGCUCGUGAAAGAGGCAGACGAGUGUCUAAGAGCGGUUGCCACGUCUGCGGCUUUGGGCGUUGGCGCCGCGGCGUUUGCAAAAAUCGUCUCCAACGCCGCGCCAGCACUGAGUCUUCUGGGUGCGACGUUUGAUGUCAUGCCCUUCACGUCCCGAAUGCUCGCGACUCUCUUCGCGCUCGCAUCCGCGAGCGCCGAAGACGUGGAAGACGUCGUCGCGGCGACGCUCACGAUGCUGACGCACUGCAUGGAGGGAGUGCGCAUGUCUGCGUACGCCACGCUCGCUGCGGCGGAAGUUUCGGCGUUUGCGAUCUUGGAGCACCCACAUAUGAUCGAGGAGAUCAUUAUUGGAGGACUAAAUCACGUAUCGACCGCUCGGGAUGCGGCGAUUUGUCUCGCAACCCUGUGUGGUGAAUCUGACGUGGAUUCGCGUCGGCGAAUCGCGGCGCAGUUGGCGCAACAUGCGGCGUGGCUCGAUGCUCUUGCGGGAGAUGAAACGGUCGGAAAGUCCGUUAUCAUGGCACAUAAGAUGAUUGAGCACGAAAGUGACUACGGGCGUCUGAGCACGCUCUCAACGUCGCUUCGGGGGCUGUUUCAUCAAGAGGAGAAGACGCGAAUCAGAAGCGCCACAGAUUUGGCUCACGGUAUUUCCCAUGGACUGACGUCGGCCGCUCAAGUGCUUCUAAGGUCGCACGACGAUCCAUUCGACUCUGUUUUGUUGACAGACGAAGAGUACGUUCGCGAACCGGCAUCGUCCGUCGCGGACGCGUUCAAAGAGAGUCUCAGAUUGAGGACAUUUGACGACGUACGCGCAAUGUUGAGACGCUUCAUCUUCGACGACGUUUCGUCGCGCGAAGAGCUGACGGCUGAACUGGAGAUCAUGACGAGUGAUGAGCGACUUUCAGCUGUGUUGGCCGAUCCGAGUUUACUGGACGCGCUCAUCAAGUUGGCGAUCGAUUCGUCCUCGCAUGUCUCUUCAGUGACUGGCGCGCUUCGAAUUCUCACCUCAGCGUUGAGUGCGUCGGCGCUCGUUCGAGAUAUGCUAGCGCGCGAAGAUGGAAGAGGCGGACGCGUCACACAGCUGUUAGGUCUCGUGUUCCAUCCACAGCGACGCAUUCGAGAGGCCAUGGCGUCGUUCCUGGCGUCGUUCCUGUUCUCGCCAGUCGUCGAUUCAGUCGUUGCUCGCGCAGGCGCGAGUAGACCGAUAGAAUUCAGCCUACCGAAGGUCUUCCUUGAGACGUAUAGGUUUCCCACGUUCGUUCCGGAGUUGGUAAACCCACCCAUGGUGGGAGAUUUCGAUGCAUUCAUGAACAACGACGUCGAUCGACAUCGCGUCUUGUACAUGUUUAGACGCAGACAGCUUCUCAUGCACAAGUAUGAUGUGGCGCACAAUGAAGAUGCGGCGCUACUGGCGUUUGCACUCGGUGAUGAAGACGAAAGCGAUGAUGCCGAGAUUCGCGUGAUGCGUGAUGCGGCGAGAAUAUCGUGCUCGUCAGUGGUUCUCGGAAAUUUGGUCGGCGAGUUGGGUGAAGCGCGCUCGCACGAGGCAGCGGCUCGAGUGGUGGAUUCUUUGAAGACCAACGUGCAAGCGAGUCGCAUUCACGCCAUGAGCGUCCUAGCUUCUCUUGGCCGAUGGAACGAGUCGUGCGAGCGAUUCCUGCGUCGUCCACCGCGAUCGACGUCUGAUACGUGGCUUUGGGUGGGCAUGGCGGAGCUUCUCACCGAAUCUCUGGAAUCGUUCAUGCGCGUCGAAGAAAGUACGCUUCCACCGGCGGCUUUGGAGACGCUCAUCAAUGUCGUUCGCGACGUCAUCGUCCCACUCGCAAGUAGCGGCGCGUCGCUCAGCAGCGAUGUGAACAGUGACGUCUCGCGAGACCCGCCGGUUUUGAGACACCCCAUCGCAGCCGGCCAAGCCUUGGGGAGCGACGGCGGCUCCGCGCGCGUCGCGCGCGCGACGGCGGUUCACGCGGCGAUGAAUCUGCUAACGCUAGUAUAUGAAGCCGCGCGGAGAUUCAGGAUUUUUGCAGCGCCCGAAGUUGACGCAGACGCGUUGGUGUCGGUGCUCAUUGAGCUCGAUUGCAUCGGCGUCGUGUCGAGCGAACUGAUUUCAAAGAAGAGUUGCGACUACGCGGUCAGAUGCGCCGCCGUGAAUGCGGUGACGGCCGCCUUGCGUCUUGGCGGCGUCACCUCGACGGUUGCGCUCAAUUUGGUGGACGCCAUGCUGGGGCACGUCUACCCAUCGUACACGUCCGAGGAACACCGCGGGUCUCUGCUCAUGAAUCGCGCCACAAGCGCUCUUUUGCUCAUCAUGGAAUCAAACUCUUCAACGGACGCGUGGUCGGAUGCGUUCUACGAGCGAUGUGAUAUUGGUUGGUUAGGGGAUAUGCUCAUCGACCCCACACCGCGCGGACGCGCCAGAGCUUACGACAUACUCGCAGCGGCGGUCGGGCCUGGAUCGCCCGUUGUCGAUGUCAUCGCCGUUGAGUUCCCGAACUUGUUCGAGUUCGCGGCUGCGUGCGCGAUUGACGACAACGAGGCGGCCAUCACUCGAGCGGCCGCAUUCCGUUGCGUCGCAUCCAUCAUCGCGGGGAGCGCUGCGGCGGAGAUUUCCGUGGACAUCCCGGACGACGGCAUCUACGCCGGCGAACGGUCAAAGGUUGCGUUCCCGUCCAUACCAAUGCUCGCUGCGAAGGACGUUUGGAGAGGUUUCGCACGAGUGAUCAUGAACGACACGCAUGGUGAUGUAGAGCGCGUCUCCAUGCUUUAUCGCGGUGCCUCAGCGGCUAUGCUGGCGGCGGCACGGAUCGACGCGAUUGGCGUCGCUGAGGCGUUUGAUUUCAGUCCGACUCACGAGACGGAUGGAAACAUGUGGCACGGCUUGUUCGCUGUGCUCCGGCGAGCGACGUUCGUUGGAUACGGUUCAUCAGACUCCGCGACCGCGGCGUCGAACGUGGCGACUCUUCUUGGGGUCAUGGCGAUCGCUGGAGCGCGCACUUUCGAUGCCAAAAUUGCGGCUGCAUCUCUUCGCGAUUGUCUCGACAAAGCCGUGAGAGCACUGCGACGCGGCGGAUGCGACAAAACCGCUCGCGCCGCAUCGCGGUGUGCAGAAGCUCUUGCGACGAUGUUAAUGGUCCACUCGCGUGCGCACGAUGAUGCUCUCAUUCCGAUCAACGGCAUCGCCGCUCAUUGCGCUGAGAUUCUUGCGAGUGCGGUUGAGUCCGGAGCGGGCCCGGGACGCGUGCGAGCCUCCACCGGAGCGUGUCUCCUGGCGUCGACCGUGUUCCGUUCGAACGAUCUAUCGGCGCAAGCGAUCGAUGGAGCACCUGCUCACGUCGGGGCAUCGAUAUUACAGUCACUUUUAGUGCUCUGGCAUUUCCGCUCGCUCGGAAACUCCACGAAGCGGUCGAUGGUGCCGACAAUGUCAAUCAUAAUCUCCGCCACGCGAAACGUAUUGGCGUACGAUCUGAGCGCCAAGGCCGCGGCGUGCGAGUGGGGUUUGGUGGAGAGUUUAAUACAAACCACGCGAGAGGCGGUGUCUCGAUCGACGCGCCCGGACGGGUCGUACCAGAGCGUGCCGACUGCUAUGGACGUCGCGUCCGCGGCCAGGCGCGGAGACUUCCUCGGCGCCGCGAUGGAGCUAGGCAUGGACGUCGAUGGAAAGGAGCUCCCGUCCACAGUGGCGCUCGGUUCGCUGACAUGUUUAAGACAUCUUAUGUAUUCAUGUCCAGACGCCGACGCUGCCGACGUCUGGCGAGAAGAGAUUGUGAACGAAAUUCGUGAGCGAGCCGUCGACGGCGGCGUCGUCUCAAUGUUCCAAGCUUCGUGGGCGUACGCCAAGCUCGACCGAACGGUGAUGUGCGAGCUAUUGUCGCUCGUCGUAAACUUUGUCGCUAAGGAUGCGACAUCGAAGCGCGCGAUCACGACGGCGGCGUCGUGGGCAGGAGACGACAUCGACGACAAGCCGAAAUCGUUUGCGCAGCGACUGUUGGAUUACGCGUUCGAAUCCAAGCACGAGCCUGGAUCACCGAGUCUCGAGCUCGCGCUCAAGUCGCUCGCGUCGUUGAGCACGGUCGAUGGCCCGGCGCGAUAUUGGCUCGUUCGCUCUGUCUUCGUCGGCGAGACGUCGAUGACACUCGCGCACGCGUUGACCAAGGUGCGAGCUUUGGAUGACGACGCGCCGGAUGCCAAUCGCGCGAGGUGGAUGCGCACUGUCACCGCGUGCGUUCGCGCCCUCGCCGCCGUGGCCUCGUUUGCGGAUGGUCAACGUACGGUGCUUCGAACUGACGCCGGCGUUCGAGCGCUCGAUCUCUGUCUCGAGGUGGUCGCGAGCGGCGACGCCGACGCGAAACGCGAGGCGUUUGUGCUCAUGCACAACCUCGCGUACCACGCUGAUUCAAAGUCGCACUACGCCGCCAAUGAGGCCGCGCUCGAUUGCCUCGUGCGAGGAGCGGGUGACGCGGACGAUAGAUGCGCGUCGGCGUCGUGCGCCGCCCUCUUCGCGCUCUCGCGCAGUCAAAGAAUCGUCGCGCUCCUUCGCGAGUCGGGACGCGAUCGAGCGCUCCGCGCCGCGGCCAAGCGUUCCGCUGGGGACACAGAUCCGAACCACGACGCGAGCCAUCGCGCCCACCGCGCGCGAUGCCUCCGAGGUCUCCUCUUAAUUCUAUCUGCGAGCGAAAACAUCGAUCGCUACGGAGUGUAG
This is a messenger RNA of Ostreococcus tauri, 6201 nucleotides long. Its product is annotated as Armadillo-type fold. Gene Ontology annotation, cellular component: ciliary basal body; centriole; centrosome. The transcript has a single exon. NCBI's taxonomy places the organism in Eukaryota, Viridiplantae, Chlorophyta, Mamiellophyceae, Mamiellales, Bathycoccaceae. The coding region runs from base 1 to 6201 and encodes 2066 amino acids. Gene Ontology annotation, biological process: ciliary basal body organization; centriole-centriole cohesion; centriole replication. The record is from RefSeq and is a predicted model, not a curated record.